CAGAGGGCAGUGGCCUCGAACUACGUCCAGAAAACGACCGCCAGCGGAUCCCGGACCCCGCUACCUCGAGUUCGCAUAUACGGUUUUUUUUUAAGCUGCCGAUGCAUCGCCGUUCGACGCGGCCUUCGAAAUCCCAUCAAUCUCAUCCAAGUCACUGAACUUGCUGCCAUCGCAUUGCCGUGCCACAUCUCGGUGGCCCUUCUGUCGCCAUGGUUGCGCCAGCCGUGCCCGAACUGACCGAGGAGGUCCUCCACGAAGCAAUUGACGCCCGUACGGAAUCUCUGGUUUCCUUGCGCGAGCUUGGCCCUCCCGAUCUUGUGCACUUAGUCAAGCAACCUUUGCGGAGCGGCGGCAAACCAACAGGUGUCUACCACCAUGUCACCGGCGUGGAUGCCUCGUCGUCGGCUAGCCUGGCUGCCUACAUCAACACCCUAGCAUACAAGGAAUUCGGACCCUCCGCCACCAGCAAGACCCUGGAGGGCACAUACUGCUGUUAUAAUGCAUUCUCGCGAGUCGACAUGCGCGUGCAUGCGCCUUUCCCCGGGUCUGUUGAGAGCUACUGCAUCGACGAACGAGGCGAGAAGCGCAAAGCGACCGACGAACUUUGGCUGGAGACAUACGUCUGCAGCGUGCUGCGCGCAUACUCCUAUGCCGACGACGGGACGGGCGACACUAUCAGGAAGAUCGUUGGCGUCAGGCGGUUCAAUCCAGUCACUAACACCGAGACCGAGCAUCGUUUCCUCAGCGCGGCGGAGCACCUUUUCUUCAGGGGUUGGCAGCUGGGCUCGGACUCGAUCGUACAGGUGCCGAACGUCGUCUCGAACCACCUCACCUCCGGCCUUCUGAAGUACUUUCACACUACCGGCCGAUACGCCUCGGGAAUCAACCUGUUUGAGAAACUGCGAACGCAGAAUGUCGAAGUCGCAUCGCUUCUGGCCAAGGUUCUGUUCAUGGGCAACGAAGAAGUGCAGGGGAUACGCGUCUUGCACGAAGCCCUCAAACAGGCUCCGAUGGAUUAUGUCAUGCUCGACACCCAGGCUGAGUUCCUGCUCAAAAAGGCUCAGACCGCCGCCACACCCGAGCAGAAAGAGGAGAGGCUCCGCAUGGCGCUUGGCUGCGCAGACCGUAGUACCAUCGCGGCUCCCAGCGAGUUCAGGACAUGGGCCAGGUUAGCCGAGGUGUACGUGGCCAUGGAGGAUUGGGAGAAUGCCCUCACUGCCCUCAACUCGUGCCCCAUGUUCACCUACCAAGACAAGGAUGCUCCCGUCCUACCGGAGCCGAGAGACAUCCAUCUGCCUACGCUUCCAGAGACGAGGUUGGACGAGAUUGACAGCGAGCCCGAGUCGCGGUAUUCCGAGCAGGUAGACCCAAGCCUACUGAAUCUCCGCGCUGCCGCGUACAAGGGGACUUUCAAGCACGCGUACAACAUCCUGACCGAAAUGACGGCCAAGAUCGGCUGGGACCAAAUGCUGAAGAUCCGGAGCAAUGUCUUCGUCAUGGAGGAUGAGUAUCGCGAGAAGCAAGAAUCUACGAGCUACCCCAAAAACCGCAAUGCUAGCACCGAUGCUCUCCGCGGUACCCCAGAUCCCACCGCUAAUGGAGAUGCCUCGGACGCUGCGGACGAGGGAGAGAAGGAAGCAAACGGCAGCGGGGAAGAAAAGGAAGGAGAUGGCGGUUCCGCCACGCAAACGCUCUCCCCAAACGGCCGAGCUGAAGACAUCGAGAGGCCUUCGAGUGCCAUGGACCCAGACGAAGUCAAGAAGGGCGACGAAUGCAGCCCUAAGGACGACCACUUCUCGCGCCUCAACAACAAGCGCUUAUGCGAGCGUUGGCUUGACAGCCUCUUUAUGGUCCUCUACGAGGACCUGCGCGUCUACACCAUCUGGCGCACGCAGAUGGCGCAGUACCGCGCGCAGAGCAUACAGUACAAGAAGUCAGCCGAGGAGUGGGAGAUCCUCGGCUCCCUCGCCGAGCGCCUGCAGCACGUCGACGAGGCCGUCGAGGCGUACCGGGCCUGCCUCGCCCAGCGCUUCAGCCCCAAGGCGCUCGCGGGCAUCCUCAAGGUGUUUGAGAAGACCAAGGGCAGCACGCGCGACACCGUGGCCGCCACCAUCCGGCUGGUGACGUGGCAGUACCGGUGGUACAGCGAGUUCUCCCCCGAACUGCUGCACACGGUGCGCAUGCUCAUCGAGGACGAGGGCGCCGUCAAGAUCAGGAGCAUCAUCCAGGCUACGAACCUGCCGCAGAACGUGCUGGACCUGACCCACCAUUAUGCGGCGCUCUGCGCUACGUUCAGAAGCAGUGGGACGGAUGGCUAGUUUGGAGCGUGAUAAACUAGCAGUGGAGGAGGAAGAGAAGAGAGGGUAGGCGCGACGGCUCAAGGCAGAGAGAGAGGGACCUUGUGUGUUUUGUAGUUGUUGGGGAGCAAACAAAAUGCGGGAGGGCAAGCGAGUUCCUUGAGGUCAUUGUUAGGUACCUUAGUCGGCGCUUGUAAUCGGGCGUAGGGUGCUGUCAAUAGGGGUAAUAAUAACCGUCUUGUUGGUGAU
Thermothelomyces thermophilus ATCC 42464 is the source of this 2546-nucleotide messenger RNA. RefSeq lists its product as uncharacterized. Bases 210 to 2318 code for a protein of 702 amino acids. Gene Ontology annotation, cellular component: exomer complex. Lineage: Eukaryota; Fungi; Ascomycota; Sordariomycetes; Sordariales; Chaetomiaceae. Gene Ontology annotation, molecular function: protein binding. The transcript is spliced from 6 exons. The record is from RefSeq and is a predicted model, not a curated record. Gene Ontology annotation, biological process: Golgi to plasma membrane transport.